This is a messenger RNA of Toxoplasma gondii ME49, 2242 nucleotides long. It is a transcript of the gene RPL24, whose product is annotated as ribosomal protein RPL24. NCBI's taxonomy places the organism in Eukaryota, Apicomplexa, Conoidasida, Eucoccidiorida, Sarcocystidae. The coding region runs from base 92 to 1408 and encodes 438 amino acids. Gene Ontology annotation, cellular component: mitochondrion; ribosome. The transcript is spliced from 6 exons. The record is from RefSeq and is a predicted model, not a curated record. Gene Ontology annotation, molecular function: structural constituent of ribosome; RNA binding. Gene Ontology annotation, biological process: translation.
UUCUCCGUCACUUGUCUUGUUUCGUUUGUCUCCUUUGAAACCUUUAAAAGAACGGGACAGAGAGGGGAAGGCUCGGAGUGCGAGAGAGAAGAUGGAGGUUUUUCCUUCGAUUCGUCGAGGGCUGGGCGCCCGCGCUUCGUCUCUUCUCUCGGCUUCUACAGUCUCUCCCUUGACUCCAGAGUUCGUUUCUCCCUCUCAGAAAGUCGAAGCCUUCACUCUCUCCCAUGCUAAGUUCCUCUUCUCUUCUUUUCCAAUCUCUUCUUCUGUCGCUUCGCCGAUGUUCCCCUCUCUCUCCGCUGCAACUUGUGGAAGUCCACCUCGCGGGAAGCUGAGCUUCAGUUCCUCAGCUUCAAGACACGAUUCGUCGCCGCAGAGAGGGAGAACAACAACCGACUCGCUCCCUUCUUUCUCUCCUUUUUUCUCUUCCUCUGUUUUUCCUCCGCGGUCUUCUGCUUGUCUCCUCACCCCUGCAGCGUCUCCUGUCCCUCGGCGGCCCUCUCCCAGGCCGCUGUGUUCGUUUCCUUCCUGUCUCUCCGGCUGCCUGCCUUCUCGCGCCUCCCCACUCUUUCUGUCUCCGGCGUUUCUCCGCGCUUCCUCUGACGACCUGCCUCCAGCCUCUGCGUCGCGUCUCGCCUCUCCAGCCUCUCUCGCCUUCCGGGAUCUUGAACGAGUCUCUCCGCCUCCCUCGUCUGGAAAUGCUUCUCUCGCUGUGUGGGCCGCCGAGGCCUGCAGCGGCGGCCGCGACUCUCGCCGCGGGCUCGGGUGGACGUACACCGCAGACUCGACGCUCCCGCAAGGCCUGUUCGAGGCCGCGCGCUUUGCCUGUCAGAGGCGAGGCAUGAAGUUCGUGCAUCCUCGCCACUGGAUUUUGCAGUGGAAAAUUCGACCCGGUGACAAGGUAGUAGUGAUCUCGGGAAAGUUCAAAACAAUCCGCGGAACCGUCCUGCAAAUUGAUAAAAUGAGAAAUGGAGUGUCUGUCUCGGGAGUCAAGGAGCAAAAGCGAGUGAAGCAAGAAGACGGGAGUUUCAUCCGAAUUCCUGGACUCAUCCAUGUGUCGAAUGUGAUGCUCAUCGACCAAGCCAUCGAUCUACCUACGCGCGUCGCUCUCCGCGUCGACGACCGAGGGAACGUUGUGCGGAUCUCGAAGAAGAGCGGCUUAGUGAUUCCUUGGCCCAACGGGGAAAUGAUUAAAUUUGGAGACAAUCGAAAGUCGAGGGAGUUUCUGAAGAGCAAAGAGGAGAGGGAUGUUGAGUUGAGGAAGGAACAGAACGACGACGAAGAGCGCGCAGGGCCGAAAGACACUCCUGCAGAAGUUGCUGUUGAGAGAACUUACGACUACCAAAGGGACGUGGCGACAAUGCAGGCUCUCAGACAGAUGAUGACGAAAUACAACCGCGACUUUAGGUAGCGAAGGAACUCCCGCGAGAUUCAUGCUGAGAAUGCAAUUGGCUGUUGCGGUCUUUGCCGCGUAACAGACAAAGAAGGCGAUGUGAGCAGCAGCUCUUCAGCAGUGACAGGAGCGCCAGAGCGCCGCUUGUUCCCGUCCCGCUGUCACUUUUUUUUUCUUUCGGAUGUUGUCGAGGGAAACGCGUGCAGUGAGCUGGACUCGCUUCUCGAGGUGUUUGUCCUCGAACUGGAGACUUUUCGGCGCGGCAAGUCUCUAUCCUCCGCCAGGGUGGAUGUUUCAAUACUCCGCUUUGUUCGACAGGAAAGAGGUGGACUCCUCACGGCCGCGCCGCUACCGUGUACGCGAAGAGACAACUUAGAAAAGCGUACUGCAGUCCAUAAGGGAUACCGUUCUGAAAAGAGAGACCCAGCCUUGUUGCUUUGUUUGUACGUUUUUCCUCGGCCUACUGCGGCAGUCCUUUCGAAGAGAAGAAAGUUCAGAUCCGAAUGUCUCUCAGCUAAAGUAUUCAUAUUUAUAAUGGAGUUUCACUCGAAUGAAGAAACUCUCCUCUUUUCUUCUUGAAGUCGACUGGACGUUCUGCGCCGACCCUUCCUCGUAGCGCCAGCUGUCUCAUUUUGUGAAAUCCAGGAUCACCACAAGCAGCGCGAUACGCAUUUCUCGAGACUCCUUCGUGAAUCCACUCUAUAGAGUUGACGUAGGUAGAUAAAGACUGAGGUAUUCCUCACAGGCGACUGCACACACACAUGUCUGUCUGUAGAAUUUUCAGUCUGUUUGUCCGGGAGCUUUCCGCUAUUUGGACGGUGUGGGGGUUUCGUGUACGUUCUUCGCUGAGUG